Leptopilina heterotoma is the source of this 1255-nucleotide messenger RNA. RefSeq names its product bromo and FHA domain-containing protein DDB_G0267958-like. The coding region runs from base 146 to 1249 and encodes 367 amino acids. The transcript has 8 exons. The record is from RefSeq and is a predicted model, not a curated record. Lineage: Eukaryota; Metazoa; Arthropoda; Insecta; Hymenoptera; Figitidae.
GCGAGCAGCGAAUUUCAAAGCCGUGAAAAUUCGCUGCUCGCCCAAAAAUUUGGAAGUGUGCAAGCACCUUUAAAAGCCUUUCCACUGCCACGAGGCAGUGAAAGAGAAAGAUUUCUUUUACUCCUGCUGCGCUAUCGUUCGUUUAAUGUGCUGUGAGAAGGUGUUGAAAAUGGAAACCCCCCGAAGUUCACAAAACGUCUCGGAAGCCGGACAAAAAAAAUCAAAGCGGCAGAGAGUGCCGAAUAAAUUUUUCAGCCCGGAAUUGAUUGGACCUCUAAAAAAAAGAAAGCCGAAAGAUGAGAGUAAAAGAAAUAAAAAAAAUCCGGCGAAGCAAGGGAAGAAAAGGAAGGCAGAAAAAAACACAGAUCUAGAGACGAUUCAAAAAACAAAAGAAAUUAAAUCGACUGAUGAGAAUUACUUUUCUGCUCAUAUAAAUAAUAAAAGAAAAGAUUUGGAGACAAUAUUUGUACCGAAUGUUCCAGAGAUAGAAAACAAUUUAAUUCUUCACAGUGUAGAAAAUCAAACUAAGAAGAAGAAGGAUGCGACAACAUGUGACAAAUGUUUGAAAUUGAAGGCGCAAAACAAGGAACUUCAAAUGACAGUCGAAAAUAUUACACUUGAAAAAGAGAACCUGUUUCUUGAAGUACGUUCCUUAAAAAAUGUAAUAAAAGAACUUAAAGAAAAGGACAAUUCUAGUGUAUUAGCUGGAAUUAAUGAGAUUAAGGAACAUCUUAAAAACCAACAGACUGAAAAAAUUUCAAACCAUGAGCCUAACACUACUAUCUAUGCUGGAAUGAAAAUAAACUCUGAUCUUUUAAAUGAGGCCAUGCGCGCUACUCAGAUUAGUUCCCGAGUACGCAAAAUUGCAGCAGGUUACUGGCCACCAGAAAAAUUAAGGAAUGUAGGCGCUAAGAAACCACCGGGUGUUAGCAAAGCUGAUUACAUUCCUAUUCGCUUCAGAGACUAUCAAAAUAUAAUGAGUGUUGUAGAUAAACUGCAGGAUGAUCCAACGUUGAAAAUACAUGGAGUUGAUCUGAUCAACUAUGAUAAUAAAUUUCAAUAUUGGGUCCAGAGGGCUGUAAACUGUAGGCGUGAAGGAUUAAGCAAUGAGGAAGAUGAAGAAAGUGAGGAAGUUGGAGAAGGUGAGGAAGAUGGAGAAGGUAAGCAAGAUGGAGAGCAAGAUGAAGAGCAAGUUGAGGACGAAGUAGAGGAAGAUGGAGAGACAAAUGAAGAAGAAGCAGAUAAAUAAAAUUAU